Messenger RNA from Mytilus californianus (California mussel), 14355 nucleotides. RefSeq names its product TPR and ankyrin repeat-containing protein 1-like. Gene Ontology annotation, molecular function: protein binding; ATP binding. The coding region runs from base 125 to 9349 and encodes 3074 amino acids. Lineage: Eukaryota; Metazoa; Mollusca; Bivalvia; Mytilida; Mytilidae. The transcript is spliced from 21 exons. The record is from RefSeq and is a predicted model, not a curated record.
CAAAUGUUGUAUCCAAUACCGAUCAUUACAGAUGAGUUUUAUACUCUGUUCAUUUCAUAAAAUCCCAUAAUGUGUAUUGAGGUAUUGAGUUGAUUGAUUUUAAGUAAGAAAAACAUAAAAAGUAAUGGCAUGUUAUCAAGGUCCUCUUCCUGGUUUGCCAGAGUUUGAUUAUGGUGAUAUAGUGAAACAGUUCAAAUUAGAAGCAGAAUGUAGAUUACAACAGCAAGAUUUCAUAGGAGCACUAAGAGAUUACAAUCAGGCGUUAGAAUUUGCUUGUAAAAUACCAUAUAGUAAUACCACAGAAGAAAUACCUAAAAUAUUAUGUAACAGGUCCAUGGUUCGUCUGAAAUUAAAGAGAUACGAUGAGGCUUUGAGUGAUGCUAUGUUCAGUAUACGCGAUUUCCCUUACUGGAUAAAGGGUUACUGGAGGGCCAACAAUGUCUUCAAAGAAACGGGACAGAUUGAAAGAGCAGUGGACAUAUUAAACAAUGGAUUAGCAGCAUGUAUAAGCUACUCUGCUACCAAGGAAGAUCAUGUCAUUUUGUUUAUUGAGAUGUUAUCACUUCUCAGCCACGACAAAAGAAACAGCCUUAAUCGAAAUUUACAAAUUCCACUGGAUAAAGCAACAAAGGGGAGGAUAAUGCAGCGACUGAUUUUGAACAAUUCAUGGGAAAAUAUAAGUUAUUUAGUGACAGGUGUGUACCCAGGUAAUAAUAUGGACUUUGCAGGCUAUUUCUCUGAUCUGAACUUCUCAUUUGUCCCUGUGGGGAACCUCCUUAAACAGAUAUCAGUAUCACAGAAAAAAAGUUGGGGAAUACAAUUAGCUAUUGCAUUACUGAGAAAUGGUGCAUCAUACGAACAAAUGGAAUUUGAUGUAGGACAAACUGCCAUACAUAUUGGAGUCCAGGAUGCUUUAGAAACAGGUAGCGUUGACUUCCUAAAGUUCCUUUUUGGAACAUACUUAGACACUUCAUCAAAGAAAGACAUGAUCAAUACAAAUGGAGAUACUGCCAUCCAUGUAGUUAUCAAGACGGGGGAAACAAAUGGUACCUAUGGAGAAACAAUCUUAAGACUUUUGAUAAAUAAUGGCUGUAAAUCCAGUCACAAAGAUAUGUCCGGAAAAUUACCAAUUGAGUACUUAAAACCAACAGAUCAGGGCUAUACACUAUUACAGACAGCCAAUAAUAAUUCAGAUUUGAUAAAUAUAUCAGACCAGAGAUUACCACACAUUCACACACCUCAGCAAAGCAAGAAUACAAUAGAUGAAUCAUGGCUGCCACAUAUGCCAUUGUCUAAGCCUCGUCAUGAUAAAUGCAGAACGUGUGAAGAUGAAUUGGAGAUGAGUAAACAAACUAUAAAUAACAGACCAGCCAAAACAUAUAUUAGUAUGGCUGCAGUUAUUAAAGAAAGAAGUCAUGAUAAGACAAAACAUCAAAAGAUUGUUGACGAGAUGUUGGAAAUGAUUACUGAAUCUAUUGCAAAAACUCUGAAUCCAGAAAUUCCUAAGAGUCUUACGAGAAUUACGUAUAAACAAUACCUUCAAAUUGUAAAUGGGUUAAUAACAGGAGAGAACUGGAAACAGUUAGUUGUAGUGGUAGAUGAGUACAGAAAAUACCAUGGUCAAAUGCAAUUGCCAGAAUAUGCCAAGGAUAUCAAGCUAUCAAGUGUUAUUAAGCAUUCCUCAAUGAAAGGGUCUCAUCAACUUCUUAUCAAUAUUAUAAAGUCAAUGCUUAAAAGUGGUGCUGAAAUGGAGAAUGAGGGCAUGUUAUGCAUACAAGCUGCUGUACAGGAGAGUCAAUUCAAGGUACUGGAGACAUUAUUUAACCAUGGUGCCUGUCCAUCACAUCUGUCUGUGAAUCAGGGAGACACACCCAUCCAUGCUGCAUUAUCUAUAGCAAUAGAAAAGGAUAGAGGAAACUUUUCUGUGUUCAACCUGUUUUUAGAAAUGUUCGAAAAAGACCCAGAAAAAUACAACAUGUUAGAUCCUAAACAACAAGACAUGUAUGGAGACAGUCUGUUUCAUUUGGUUGCCAAAAAGAAGUAUAAUUCAACUGUUCAAAAAGCAACCGAACUUCUUUGUGACAAGAAAAUAUCAUCAAAUGUAAAGAAUAGUGAUGAUAAACUGCCUGUUUAUUAUUUAAAUACAAAGAAUGAUCGAAGACUUCAAUUCUUUAGACUUGCAAAUGAUGAUAGACCAACCAAAAAUGUGUCCGGAAAAUCUGGCAAAAUGAAUAAGGCCAAAAAAUCACAAACGGAAGAAUUCAUGAAGACUAAACUCGAAGGAGAAGAUCUUCUUCUAUAUGAUAGAAGAGACACCAGUCCUUCAGUUGUGGUAAAAUCUGUGGUAAAACAACCGUUAGGAAAAGAAGCUGUAAGGAAAAGAAUAGAGGAGCUGCUACAUAAUCUAAAUGAUGCAGGUUAUAGUAAAUACUCCAGCAGAAGUGAUGAUGUUGACAAUUUGAGUAAAAAGUCAAAGAAAGAGAAAGUCAAAUCUAAGAUUGAAAACUCAAUGGUACCUGAUCCGGAACCCUAUCUUGUAAAACCAAUAGUAACAGAAGAACCAAAACUAUUACAGCAAGGAGAUGAAGAAAUAUUUGAUGACGAAGAAGACAGUGAAGAAGAGCAAUUCCAGUUUGAUCUACAAGUAUUUGAAAAUUUAGAAUGGGAAGUUGUAUGUACUGCUGAAGUAUGGAAAGCCAUGAGCAACAAACAUGUUCUUCCAGAAAUAAAACAAAGGAUUGUAUGUAAGAUUCAGCAUCUGGCAGCUGGAGAGUGGACUCCAAAUCUGUGUAAAAAGCUCCACCAUGUGCCUGAUACGUUAAGGUUGUUUGAAGCCAAGAUCACAAAGGCUAGUAGAAUUAUAUGGGAACUAGCUAUAGCCUUUUCACCAAGAUUGAGCUACUCAGCAGAAAGAAUUCUUGAAUUCAAUGAAGAACAGUUGUCAGAUCUUCCAGUUAAAGGUGGAAAAAUUUACUCCGAAAUCAUAAGAGUUUGGGAUAUAGUUUUUGAUCAUGAUAAAAUAUACAGUUCCGUUCAAAGAAUUGCAAAAUCUCAUAACAGAGGUGAGUCUUGUAUCAUACAAAAAAAGAUAAAGGGCAUUAAACAUGAGAAGUAUUCGAAUGAAUUGAAAAAAGUUCCUAGGAUUUAUGCUGAAACAGACAUUGAAAGUAGUAUCUUGGAGGAAAUAAAGCCUUUCUUCCCUCCAGCAAGUGCCAACGAGACAGAAUAUCAUAUUCUUAAGUUUUAUUCUUUCUCUUCCAAUCUUGUGUCACACAUUUUACAGAACAUAGAAGUAAAGGUGGACUUUCCAUUUCGUGUAACAGAAUUAGAACACGCCAUCAUAAACAUCCAGUCCGAUGCACCAAUUCUUUUAAUUGGGCGCAGUGGUACAGGCAAGACAACAUGUUGUCUAUAUAGACUAUGGAGUAGGUUUUUGCAAUAUUGGACUAAAGCUGUUGAAGCUGAUGCUCCAUUACUACCUAGAGUUAUGAUUUAUAAACAACAGGGGAAAAUGCAAGAAGGGGAGAUGAACACUGAAGAUGCUGAUGACUUGGAGUAUGAGGUAGAAAAUGUAUCUUGUGCAAGAAAGAUACCUGAAGGUUGUCAUGAUGAACCUACUGCAUCCGAAAACGAAAACGAGACUGGUGAGCAUGGUGAGGCAGAGGUUGAAGAGGGACAACAGUAUGAUCAUUUACAUCAAAUCUUUAUCACUAAGAAUGCAGUAUUAUGUAAUGAAGUUCAAAAAAACUUCAGAGAACUGUUGCAUGGCUGUGAUCAAACUAAACAACACGUAGAAGCUGAACAUCAAAAUUUGCCUAAUCGUCUUCAAGAUUUGAAUGAUUACCAAUUUCCUCUGUUCAUAACAUCUAAACAGCUACUGUUAAUGUUAGAUGCAUCUGUAGACCAGUUUUACUUCUUUAAUCGAACAGAAAAUGGAAAUUUGAAGGUUGAUAUUCAGGGAUGGACAGAUGGAGAUGGACCUCUUAGUAUUCUUCCACUUCUUCAAGAAGAUUCUGAUGAAGAAAGUGACAGUGAUGAAGAAAUAGAAGACUUAUUGGAAGGAAAUCAAGACAAUCAAAACCAAGGUCAUCAAAACAAGAAAAAAGUUGCUCCUCGAAGAGAAAUGACAUAUGAAUUGUUUGCCGAAACAGUAUGGCCUCAUAUGAAUAAAGGUGUUGGAAAGAAAUAUCAUCCUUCACUUGUCUGGACGGAAAUAAUGUCAUUUAUAAAAGGAUCAUAUGAGGCUUUAUCCAAGGCAACUGGUUACCUUACGAAAGAAGAAUAUGUUGACAUUGGAAGAAAAAGAGCGCCUAAUUUUUCUGGAGAAAGAGAACAUAUUUACACUUUGUUUAAACGAUAUGAACAUGUGAGAAGACAGAAAUUUUUGUUUGACGAGACCGAUCUUGUUCGGGAUGUGUAUCAGCGUUUAUGUAAACAACAGAAUAUGAACUGGGUGAUUCAUCAGAUAUUUGUUGAUGAAACUCAAGAUUUCACUCAGGCUGAGCUUUGUUUACUUCUGAGAUUGUGUCAGAAUCCCAACGAUAUGUUUCUGACUGGAGAUACAGCUCAGGGCAUAAUGAGAGGAAUAUCUUUCAGAUUCAGUGAUCUCAAAUCUCUCUUCUUCUAUGCCAGUCAUUCAUUACAGGCCAUGGGCAAAACAUCUGGUAUAGCGAUUCCUGAGCAAGUGUACCAGCUCACACACAAUUACCGUUCACAUGAAGGAAUUCUCUCUCUUGCUUCGUGUAUCAUUGAUAUUCUGGUUGAAUUCUUCCCAGAAUCCUUUGACAGACUGAACAAAGAUCAAGGACUCUUUCAUGGACCAAAACCAGUAUUGUUAGAGUCGUGUAGCUUCAGUGACUUGGCUCUGUUACUCAGAGGAAACAAACGUAAGACCUCUCACAUCGAGUUUGGAGCUCAUCAAGCCAUCUUGGUUGUAAAUGAUGCAGCAAGAGAGAAUGUUCCAGAAGAACUGCAGUGUGGUCUUAUAUUGACAAUAUAUGAAGCCAAAGGUCUGGAAUUUGAUGAUAUUUUGCUCUACAAUUUUUUCAGGGAUUCACAGGCUACAAAAGAAUGGAGAGUAAUAACAGAUUUCUUGGAGAAACUAUGUAGCAGUGAUAAAACUUCCUCAGAAAAUUUGGUCAAGAUUAGCUCAGAAAUUUUGGAACAGAAAGACAGACCCAGAGCAUUAACCUUUGAUCCUAACCAACAUAAACUGUUGAACUCUGAAUUAAAGCAUCUGUACACUGCAGUAACAAGAGCUAGGGUGAAUGUAUGGAUCUUUGAUGAAGAUAAAGAAAAAAGAGCACCAAUGUUUGAGUAUUUCAAAGCGCAACAUUUGGUCAAAGUCAUCAGUAUUGAAGAUGCACAGAAUUUAUCCACUAGUGGAAUGUUUGCCGAGGAAUCUGCUCCAGAGGACUGGAUAAAAAGAGCCCAAGACUUCAUGAAGAAUAAUUUGUAUGAAGUAGCUGCUAAGAGUUAUCGACAAGGAGGAGAUUACUAUAUGGCAAAUGUUGCUAUGUGUCAUCAGAUGGCACUGAAAUCUUCGAGAAUUAAGGACAAUUCUGCUCUGAUGAGGGAGGAGUUCUUGUUGGCUGCUGAACAAUAUCUGGAAGUUGAGCUUCCUGCAAAAGCUGCGAUUUGUUUACAGAAUGCUAGAGAGAAGGAGCUUAUGGCUUAUGUGUACGAAAAAAUGGGACAAUUGGACAAAGCUGCAGAAACUUACAGAAAAUUAAAACGCCCAAUAGAGAGUAGUGCCUGUUAUGAGCGAUUGGGAUUCUUUGACAAGGCAAUAUCUACAUUGUAUGACCAUAAAUUAUUUGACAUGGCAAAUGACAUAUUGAAAAGAUACAAGUUACAGAUAAAGGAAUUUGAAGAGACAGGCAAGUCUGUUCCUCAACAUCUCAUUGAUCAUGCACCAGUAAAAAAACACACAGAAGAACAGCUUGCCUUUGCAGCAGCAGACAUGUAUCAUUCAACAAACAAUAUUGGCAGAAUGUUGGCAUCUUUAAACAGAUUACCAAAUAUUGACCACAGAAUAAAUUUCCUGAUGAACCUUCACACUACAAAGAAUAAUUACAUGUCACAUGCUGCAGAGAUUUUAAUGCAUAAUGGUUGUAUAAAAGAAGCCGCUGAAUUAUACUUAAAACAAGGACAAAUCAGGAAAGCAUUAUUCCUUUUCAGAGACAUUGAAGAGAAAGAUUUUGUUGGCUACUGUCAAAUCACGAUUGCCACUGUAGAAUGUACUAUCAAUACGGAUGGAAGUGGAACCUCUGAAAAACUUGAUCAAGUAAAACAAGAUUUACAAUCGGCUAUUGACCUGUAUCAUAAUCUCACCGGAAGUACAUGUUACAAGUUUGAUAACCCCAAGCAUGGAGCCGGAGAGGCAGAACUCUUAUUAGGACAGUUAACAGAUGAUACUAAGCGAAUUACAACUGCAUUUGCAAACUUUACAUUCAAGCAGCGGAAGCAAUAUAAAGCUGGACAAUUAGAAUGUUCAAACUGGAUGGUUAAUCAUUCAGAUUUAUCUAACCGAGAAAAUCUAUAUAGGGUCAUCAAUGCAAUGCCAGAUUUAUUUGAAGUGUUGAGAAUUAUCCUUACUGCUGAAACAUUAUUAGACAAGGAAUAUUUGAAACAGAUUUUCAUGUUUUAUGGAUUAGAAACAAUUUCAGGCACAAACUUAGUACUCAACCCACAGCAUAAGCCAAGAAUAUUGAAACUAGUUAUAGGAAGAUAUGUUUCAGAAAACGAUCUGAGGACUGCCAAAGCAGAAAUCAAAACCCAAGAUGCUACACUUGUAAUUGCUGAACAUUUGAUAAGGCGAGCCAAAGAAUGGUUUAAGAUAAUAGAAGGGGAAAUUUAUAAACAGCACAGAAAGUUCGCGCAGUGUCCUUUGUACACGGCAGGGUUGAGAAAGAACACGGAAAGUGACUGCUGUGAUGGUUUGCAUAAGAAGAUUACCGUGAAUGAAUUCAGGGAAUUGAUAGAACUUGAUCAAUUGUUUAUGGAAAUGGAGUAUUAUGUUGAUGAAGGGAUUGCAAAUUUGUUAAAAAAAAAUAUACGAAGUGAAAUAAAAAGCCUUUUUGGUGAAUUUAUCAAUAACAAAUAUUGUUCAUGUAAAUUGUUGGUAGGGGACUUAUUUCAACAUUUUAGACACGGCUCAGGUAUCUCUGACACAAUUAACCAAGCUAUGGAUUUGCAAACAACUUUAACCGAAUAUUCAAAUGUUCAGAUGUGUAUGAAGAGAUACUUUGACCAUGAAUAUGAGUUCAUGAAAGAAAAGAAAAAUCUAAAGAGAGAAAGAAAUACAGAGUUGUUUAUGGAAAUGGGAUUUCUGUUGAAGCUUAUGAAACUUCCUAUUCUCAUAUCAACAUUAGUCUUCAAUUUUCAAAAAGAUGUACAAGAAGAAUUAAAUGAGAGGGGACUGCAGGUUUCAAGUGUGAAUGAUAUAGGAUUCUUAAUAAAUGACGGAGGAACAGUAUACUGCAUUGUUAGUCAAUUCUUGCAUGCUUAUAGAGAAAUGUUUUCCUCACGCAAUAAUUCCAGGGAGGCUUUGAUUUUGUUUGCAAAAUUCAUACAACAAGUAAGACAUUCAAACUCUGAACUUAUCCUUCCAGAUCUUACCCUUUUACUUACGUGGACAGAAUUUUUCACAACGACUUCGUUAUGUAUGGAAAGUAAAUUCUCUUUAAAUCCUGAUUCAUGGUUUGUUGUACCGUCAUCAUACAUAACAUUAGUCUAUUUUAUUGAUUCAAGUUACAUGAAAGAAAAUGGGAUUACAACAUUCGAAUCAAUAACACGUCAAAAGUAUGCACCAGAACCAGAUAAAAUUCGAAACAGAAUAGAAAGGUUUGUUGGAAUGUUAGCAGGCACCGAUAACAGGUUGAAUGUAAUCAGAAAGGUCUUCCAAAACCUUUCAGAAGCAAUGAAGGAAGUACAGACUGGUGAUGAUCAGAAGGAAGAAGAAAUCAUUGGUGUCCAGUAUACUGCAAAUGCUAUUAAUGCUAUAGGUAUUGCUGAAAGAGUCCUUGUUUUAAGUUUGAUAUUGUUAGCCAAUAUGGGAAUGACAGUUUACUCAAAAUCAGAAACCUACGUUAUCAGAGAACUCUGCAGAAUUGAACUGCCUUUACAUAGUCCUAAAAGGCUUUUAAGAGCAUUAGAAAAGAUUAAAUGUUCAAGUAGUGUUUUAGAUAUUGUUCAUUGCCUAAAAAUCCUUAUUCAUGAACGAGAUGACGAUCUUCUAUUAUGUCGAUGGGAUCAAAAUCAGAACAGAAGAUAUGGGAUAGUCUCAGAACCACUGCAGGAAUUUACCAUGUUUAGUUCCACUUUUAGUUCACCUGAAACUAAACUUGUAGUAGAUAAUCCUCAAAUAGUUCUAGCUCAACAGAAAACAGUUGUGGAAGAGGACAUUCAUAUGGUAGAAGAGCAAAGUACAGACGUAGAGGCAGUUAGAAUACAGUUAGAAGAUGAAAACAAAAGAAACAAAGCUGCUGUCGUUAUUGCAAAAUGUUUUCGAAUUUUUUUGCUCAUUAGAAAAUGCAAAAUCUUGAGCGAUCUUUGUGAAAAAUAUCAGAGGAAGGAACAAUUGAAAGAUGAAAUGGGAAUUUUUGCAGAUAUUGUAGUAGAUGAUAAAAUGUGUGGAAUAUGUGGGGAAGUUUUUCAAGAUGUACAAAAAGAGUCCUCUAAACAUGCAAGUUAUGCCGAGGUCACACGCAAAUAUAUUGAUAAUUCCUCCAGACAACCAACUUCUCCUCUAGAGGCAGGGUCUCUCCAUUUAAUUAAAGGCAUGGAUGGUCAUCAGUCAGAGAUUUUUGAUGCAAAUGCUUUAAAAGAAGUCACUGAACUCUCACAAAAACAGAGUCACAUGACACUUUAUUCUCACUGCCAGAAACAAAAACAAUUUAGUUUUUUCAAAGAACAGUAUGUCAUAGAAAUAAAAGAAGAUCUUCAUGUCGUAAAUAUGUUUAUUGAAAAAUAUGAAUUACGUUCAACAGCAGCAAAAACCUGGUAUAAAGAUUUUACGUUAAAAGUGACAAAUUUACUUUUUUCUCACGAGGAGUUAGAGAAUAUCAUAAGGAAAAUAAUGGAGACGAAGGAUUGGGGUAACACUACAGUGCUUCAAAAAUCCAAAGAAAUCAUUGGUAGCAUGAAAGAGAUAUCUCAAUGGGUAUCUGAAAUUUACAGUAAACAAUCAAAGGUAUCAGCUAAGCAAGGUAAGCUUUCUAAGACUAAUGACCAUGAUGAUUAUGAUGAGGAUGUUGAAGAUGACGUGGUGCCAGUUGUUGAAGAGCCAUUUAUUAGAAGAGAUGAGAAGAGCAAAAGAAAGAGAAAGAAAAAUGGAAAACAUAACUAAUAACAUUACCCUGUGCUUUUUUCCAAAUCAUGGCAUGAUAGCAUUGAAGGCAAAUACCAUUUAUUGACACUACUCGGUGUCUGUUGUACAUCCAUCUGCCUUGUCAAUCACUUGGAAAUUAUUCAAAAAGCAUCUUCCCUGAUACUACUGUGAUAUAUGUAAACAAAUGUGGCUAUAAUCAAAUAUUGCUCCUGCUAACCAUUUAAAACUAUUUCAUUUGACAAAUAUUUACUCCCAUCUGUUCACUUAAAUACCGAACUCAAAGCAUAUAUUUACAUUUAGAUAUUAAUCUGGUUAAAAAAGAAGAGGAAGAUACCAUUGGGCUAAAAGUCGAACACAAUUUUAUUGAUUUAUUUAUGAAAGAAAACAAAACUGUAUAGGAGUUGAUUGCACUAAACUUAGAAAUAACUUAUUUCAUUAGUAAUAGAUUGAAUUAUUUUUCUCCUCUAUUCCAAUGGGGUUCUUAAUAAAUUAAUGCACAUUAUUAUAUCAAGUCCUAUCUUGUACGUUACAUAUUCAGACAAUGGAUGUGGCUAUCUAUUACAACCCAUCCCCCACCCCCUAAAUGAGAUUUAAACAAUUGGGUGUCGAAACAUCAAGAGUGGCUAUGCUAAAAUUAUGUAAAGGUAAUAGGUGAUGAAUACAGGCUUUUUGUAGCCUAUAUCUGAUGGUGAGAAAACAGCUAAGUUAUCUCUGUCAUAUUGUUAUUUAUGUAUGUAAUUUAUAGCACAGAAUCUGGUUGGUUUUUAUUUUAAGUUAAUGGUAAACUGCUCAAAGCAUGGAAGACUUCACAUUAGUCUUAUAAAAUUAUUAAUUCGUUUAUUCUUCAUUACAAUGUAUUGUGGAUUCCUUAUUAUCGCGAUAUACAAAUUUUCGUGGUUUCCCUGGGUAUACGUAAACAGCGAAUUUUGAUUGUAAACGAAAUAUGAAUUUUAAAUUGGCUUCUAUACAGACUUGUAUAAAUCAUUUGUUAUUGUCAUAUGCAUCCUUGCUUGAAACAAUAGGCAAAAAUGCAUAACUCUAAAACUUUUUGAAAAUGGUACAUCUGAAGUGCUUUCCAUUAUAUACCUAUAUCAGGAACUCUCAAACCAAAAACAAAAAACAUAUAAUAAGUAUGUGUAAAUACCUCUAUCUAUAAGGCCCCAUACAAUGUAUGCAUGUCUUCUCUGAUUAUAUUAUAAUUUUAAGGUAUUUGUAUAUUUGAAUACAGGACAAACAUUUGUACAAUACUGAAAUAAAAAAAAAGUUAAAAAGAACACUUUACUUCUUUGAAAAUUCUUCGUUCCAUCCGCAUCAAAAUCUUUAAUUACAAAUUUUAAGUAAAAGGAAAUUAAAAAAGAACUACUAAAAAUAUGGAUUAGAGGCAACAAUGUUUUUCCUAAUGUUCAAAUCUCAUAAAUCAAUUAAGAAAAUACAAAUCAAGGGAAAAUACUCAGGAGAGUCCAAAAUAUAAAUACCGUGUUACAAAAUUGAAAUAUUAAAAAAUGCAUCAAAAAGGGAAAAAGGUCGAUCCUCACACAACAAAAUAAUAAAUACAAUUUUAUAAAAAGAUUAGAGGACAUACACUAUGCCACCUUACAACCAUUCAUCUUCAAUUUCAUAUAAAAUUAUUUUUUUAUCGAAAUGAAUAAGCAACCAUUAGUGGAAUAAGAAAAUUGUUUGUCAGUAUUUGAACAUGGAAAUGUUCCAAAGCAAAUUACAAGCAAAUUUUUAAAAUAAUUAUAGUUUCAAGUCCCUUUAUCUACUAGACCUUGAUUUUAUACAGGAACUUCAAAAGAUAAACCUUUUUGAACGUAUUCUUAUUUGAUAAAAUAUACAAUAAAAAAUUUAAAACUGACAAUAUGAUUUGAAAACAUAUUUUUCAGGAACAUAUAUAUUGUCAGAUAUCCUGUUCCCAGGAUAAUAAAAUUGAGAAUGGAAAUGGGGAAUGUGUCAAAAAGACAACAACCCGACCAAAGCAGAAAACAGCCGAAGUCCACCAAUGGGUCUUCAACACAGCGAGAAAAUCCUGCACCCGGAGGCGGGCUUCAGCUGACCCCUAAGCAAAAAAAAAAAUUAAAUAUUAAUAUUAUAUCAAAUCUUAAUAAAUUAAGUUGUAAUUCACAGGAAUUUGUCCUGCUGACAAUUGACAUGAUUGAUACGUAUUAAUUCCCCCCCCCCCCAAAAAAAAAAAAAAACUUGCUUAUGAUUUCUGCAACUGUAUGCAUUUAGUGCUUUGUAAAGUUGUGUUCUUUUCAAAAGAUUGGAACUAUUCUAAUUCUUUCCUAAUGAUCCGACUUCACCAAACAGGAUGUUCCCAGGAUAGCUACUUCAUCGAUAAACUCUCAAAUAUAGUUCCCAAUAAUUCUAUUUUCUGUGUACAUAUACAUUGUACACAAACGCACUGAAAAAAUUCAGUAUUAUUGUCUUCUGAUGUCCCUCUGGUUUCUUGUAAAAUCUCAUUAUUUUAAGUGAAAUUUUAUUUCAUGUUUAAAAAUGUGGCGUAUGACAGUCAGCUUAGUAUUUACUUAAAGUUAUGUCUGUCUUUAAUAUAAUUGUUUUAAAAAGUCAGUAUGAUACAUAGUGUAGCAAAACAGAUGAGUGAAAAGUACAUGUAUUAGUAAUGUAUGAGAGAAACACAGAGAGAUAUUAAUCAAAUACAAUUUAUAUGUAACCUUAAAUACUUUUAUUGUAAAAAUCAAUUAGUCAGGGAUACAUAUUGCAUACUGCAUUAUUUUCUAUAUUUAACCCCUUGAUACCCUUGUCAGGUGAUAGUGUAUGGGGGUAUGUAAAAUCCUGACUACUGAAAAACAAAUAAAAGAUAAUCAAAAAUAUUUCCUUUUCCAAAUGUCCUCUCCAAGCUGGCCAUUCAGAAUAAUUUUUGAAGUGUUAUGAAUAGCUUUGUAAAAUUGAAUUUGAUAUGAAAUUCAAUAAAAUAUGCAGUAUAAAAAAAAUUCUAAAGUAAAUUCCCAGUAAAGUGCUUUGUUAUCCUCUUUUAUGUCUGGUAAUAACGAGUGUAAUAUGUUAAAAAACGACCCAAAAUAAUCAAAUAUUAUGAAUUUUAUAUCCUGAAUAUUUUUAAUCAUAUUUUGAAAUACUUCUGAAAUAUUUAGUGUAAUGUUGUCUAUUUAUAUAUGUGUUAGCGGCAAUACAUUAAGUUUAAAUCCUAGGCAAUAAACUAACGCCUAGGCAGUAAGUCUAUUGCCUAAAUAAUGUUAGGAAUUUCACUUAAAUCCUGAAAAUUAUGUCCAGGCAUUAAUGUUAAUGCCUAAAAUGAAAAUGAGAGUAAAUAAAAAGUUAAAAUAUCUUUUGUACAUAAUAGAAUAAUAAGAACUGAAGUUUGAAUGUCAAUUACAUGAAAUAAAAUUAUAAGUAAAAUAUGGAUGUUGAAACUCAUUGAAUAAACCUCUUAAAAAUACGUAAAACUUGUUGGAUAGUUGUUUCAAUGGCAAUCGUACUUCAACUACUUAUUUAUAUAUUGAUAGAAAAUUGUAUUGAAAUUUAUUUGUUACAAAUUGGUGCGGAGUUAUGGCGCAGACUAUUUCACAGUUUUCCCUUUUUUCUAGCAUUUGAACCUGGUUAUCGUCCAGUACCUUUGUGUUGAGCCGUAUAUCGUUUGUAUAUAGACAAAUUUGAUUCCAUAUGACCACUGUUAAUUCGUUGUUCCUCAUCCAUGCAGCAAGCAUGUCAUGAAUAUUCCGUUUGACCCCUCAAUUCAACCCUGUGAUUGGAGAUGUAUUGGCUUCCCGUGAACAGUAACUAGUUCUGGCCACAUUUGCAUUAAUUUAGAAAUAACCUUAGCUUUAAAUCCACGACCUUUGUCACUUUGUUGUUUAUGUUGCACACCAAAUAUUGUGAAAACACCAACUAAGUUAGAAGUUCACCUUUGAAGCAUUUUUUGACGUAAGAGCUCUAGUAAUAUAAUUAUUGUUUAGGUGAUCUUUGGUACACCAUAAGAAAACAUAGUUUCCAUCUUUGAUUGGAAAUCGAUUAAAUCAACUGGUCCUCUUCUGCAAAACUCUUUGGAUAAAACGUGUUUAACUACUAUGCACAUUUUAUCAUGCUACAAUUUAAAAAAAAUGGAAGAAAUAUUACAAUGGAAUCAUGGAAUCAUGGAAAAUGUUUGCAAAGCCAUAAUAGGUUGUUUAAUUCUACGGUCUAUAAUAAUAAUAGGCUGCUUUGAGAUAUUUCUUUUUAUGUUUUUCCCAAAAUACCAUACAGUUCCUCUAGAAUAAAAUAAACUUUGAAAUUUCCCUCAUCAUUCUCUUUUACUUUAGUUACCAGUCUUUCAAACCUCCAAUGGUAAAACAUUGUCAUACCAUUUUAAAUUUUUAUAGUCUAUAGUUGCCUUUUUUCUAAUUUUGAAAGUUUAAUCUUUGCCAAAUAAUCAUUGUACUUUUGCCUUGGGUAUAUGACCUUUGUUUUCCCUGAUUCAAAUUUAUAUUCCGCAAAGAUUCAAGAAAUUUGUUGUUGCUUAAAUGCUAAUAAUCCAGAUUAAGAAGUGAAAAGACAAGAUUGGUUUACAAGUAAAUUUACAUAAUGCAAUAAAACAGAUGAAAAGAUGAUGUGACUUGCAAAAUUUCAUAUCUUAAGUUGUCUAUUUUUGACCAGCUCAAACCGGCUCGACCAUUAAAGAGCAUAACACAAAGAAAUACGAGUAAGUUCUGUUUUGAAUGCGAAAAAAUUGUAGAUCUUUAAAAUCAGUUUAUAUUAAUUUUGGAAUAUAAUUUUUUAAAUGUUAUUCAUCAAGAAUAUUUCACCGAAUAACAUGUAUUUGGGAGAUAAACAAAAAUCCUAAAAUUAACUUAUUGCCUGAAAUGAGGUUUGGCAAUAGGUUGAAUAAUCAUCAUCAAAUUUCAGGAAAUAAGCUUAAUGCCUGGAAAUUUCAGGCAAUAAGCUUAAUGCCUAUGCGUUAGCUUAUUGCCUAGGAUUUAAGCUUAAUGCCUUAUUUCACUUAUUGCCGCUAACAUAUACAUCAUUCCGUCAGAAGAGUAUUACUAUUGUAGAAUAAAGGAUGAAGGGAAAAA